Fusarium proliferatum ET1 is the source of this 1680-nucleotide messenger RNA. RefSeq lists its product as uncharacterized. Bases 1 to 1680 code for a protein of 559 amino acids. Lineage: Eukaryota; Fungi; Ascomycota; Sordariomycetes; Hypocreales; Nectriaceae. The record is from RefSeq and is a predicted model, not a curated record. The transcript has a single exon.
AUGGAUCCCAAGUUGGAAAUUCCGGGGGCUGAAAAGCUCCCAACGCUUCCUGCGAUACCGACGCUGUCAACACUUCUAGCACUUCCAAUUGUCGCCAAGGUUUUGAAUCACCCCAGCCUGCAGAACCUCCCAGAUGUCUCCAAUGUUCGAAAAAUUCCCAGAGCUCAAAUCGCAGCUGUCGUAUUUAUCAUUUCAGCUCUAUCACUUAUUAUUCUGAGUCCCUGGAGCUGGGAAAUGGAUGACUCGAGCUGGUCGCAUCACCGUCACAAAUAUCGUGACGAAGACCGUAAAUUCGCCCUCGUCGUGCCCGCCACGUCUCCAAGCCCCGACCUCUGCAAAACCGUCGUCACCGCCCUUGCGCUCGGCUACCCCAGUCCCGUUAUCAUCAACUGGGGAAUCGAUCACCGACUCAUAUCUCAUUGGAACGGUGGUCACAAUUUGCCCAAAAUCCCGGGCAUUGUCGACUACCUCGAUGCAGUUCUGCACCCUGAUGCGCAUCCGUCUGAGAGAUUGAGUGAAGAUGAUAUCAUACUCAUGGUUGACGGCCACGAUGUUUGGUUCCAAUUGCCCGCACAGAUCAUGCUCGAGCGAUAUCACAGGAUCAAUAAGGAGGCCAAUGAGCGGUUGCGUAAGCAAUGGAACAAGAAAGGAAAAAUGCCUAUGCAGCAGACCAUCCUCGUGGCCACUGGUAAGAAGUGCUAUUCCGGUCUGGCGGACAAGGGCAUCAAUAUCCAAUGCGAGAAAUGGCCCGAGAGUCCAGAGCGAAAGGACCUCUACGGUCCUGAUACAGAGAAAGAUGGUGAGCAUUGGCAGACGAACAGGCCGCGAUGGAUCAACGGUGGUGUCUAUAUCGGCCCCGCUGGCGAUAUGCGCCGCUUGUUUCGUCGAUCUCUGUUUACCAUGCAGGCUGGUAUCGGAGAGGGUAUCAAGAUGCACAGUGAACAAGCUCUCACAGGUGAAGUCGUUGUGGAGCAAGAGAUCUUUCGGAAAUUCCAGAGAGAAAAGGGAAGGCCCAGGCGUGGCAUGAGAGACAUGCUGGACAAAAAGCUUGAGUAUGGUAUUGGUCUUGACUACGGUCAACAGAUAUCGAUGCAGACUCAGUGGACUCAAGAUGAUGAAGGUCGCGAUCACGGUGCUUUCGUCACGCUGGGUGAUCAGAAACUCAUCGAUGAACACUCUGCUGCCUUGGGCAUCUCGCCAACGCGCCUAAAAGGUCUACCAGAGGAUAUCAAGAACGCAGAGAACCCACUAGAGCUCAUCCAGCCAGACGCAGACUGGAACAACAUGUCCCUCUACGCCGACUUCUUUCUCGAGACCGUUCCAGUUAUUCUUCACCACAACGGCAUGCACGGACUAAAAAGACGUCGCUCAACAUGGUGGGACAAACCAUGGUACUACCAUCACCUUCGAGAGCUUCUCAAGAUGCAGAUUCAGAAGAAGGGUGAGCCUGAAGAUCCUCUUGCGACAGUCAAGACAGAGAACGGGAGGGUUCGGUAUUGGGGUGUUUCGGCGGAGUAUGAGAGUAGAUAUCCGAGACAGAUGGUUGACAACGCGUUUGGGAGGUUGGAUAAGAUGAAGCUUGGGGAGAUUUGUAGACAUACGAAGAAGGCGCCCCAGGGGCCGAACCAGGAGUGGUGGGAGGAGGUCUUCCGUGAUACUCAAGGGCCUUGGGGCCACUGA